AUGUCUGGAGCGAGUCCCUCGAUGGCCGUUUUAGAAGCCACAAAUUUACUCCAACAAACGCCACAUCUUACAGACUCGCACGUUCUGCGAAUGUUCAGCAAACAAGGUGUGCUUGCCGGGUCGGACAUUUACAGAACCUACGUGCUGGGCCAGGGGAAAUACACCAGAAAGGCUCAGAUUUUGGAUAUCGUCAAGGGCAGAUACGUCCAAAACUUGGCUCCUUCCGGCAUCUUCUAUCUGUUUUUCUCCUCUUUUGAGGAUGCUUCCAUCUUCUGGAGCGAUAACAGGUCUGCAUUGUUCAAUGGAUCGUAUAUUUCGUUUGAUUUCGUCAAUAUUCAGGACGAACUAAAUAAUAUCUUCUUCCCGAUCUUGGCGGACUCCAAGUUGCGUUCCGAUCUCGUGGACUGGCACUCGCUGAAAAACUCGUCUGUGUCCCCGAAACUCGCCUCUUUGUUGCGACAACAGCCUUGGUUGAGCCUAGAAUCAAAAGAUCCAGCAGUGCUCGAUUACCUCGAAACCCACCCGGUCAAACGUCACCAGUGCGUGAUUCUCCACAACAUACCGAAGAACACCAGCCAGAGUCGCAUUUUCGAAUUUCUCAACGACUUGGAGGUUUACCAGGUGCAAGAUCUCAGUUUGCAGCAGAUCCACACAGAUAACUCCACGGGACUAAGCACCUACGUUGUCGUAUUCGACAACCCAGAAGACGCCGUGCGCUGCGUCACAAUGACCAACGGCGACCAUCUUUUCUACGAUCAGGAGCUGCCAAUUGUGAGGGCAGAGCUGCUCGAUGAAAAGUGCGGCUGGAUUUGA
This is a messenger RNA of Ogataea philodendri, 813 nucleotides long. RefSeq lists its product as uncharacterized. Bases 1 to 813 code for a protein of 270 amino acids. Lineage: Eukaryota; Fungi; Ascomycota; Pichiomycetes; Pichiales; Pichiaceae. The record is from RefSeq and is a predicted model, not a curated record. The transcript has a single exon. Gene Ontology annotation, molecular function: nucleic acid binding.